Didymella exigua CBS 183.55 is the source of this 2594-nucleotide messenger RNA. Its product is annotated as YL1-domain-containing protein. The transcript has a single exon. Gene Ontology annotation, biological process: regulation of DNA-templated transcription; chromatin remodeling. The coding region runs from base 373 to 2514 and encodes 713 amino acids. The record is from RefSeq and is a predicted model, not a curated record. Gene Ontology annotation, cellular component: nucleus. NCBI's taxonomy places the organism in Eukaryota, Fungi, Ascomycota, Dothideomycetes, Pleosporales, Didymellaceae. Gene Ontology annotation, molecular function: ATP-dependent H2AZ histone chaperone activity.
CGUGACUUGGCGUAGUCUUCCUGAACCACUGGGCGCGUCAUUGAACAUUUCGCAGGCGCGUGCACCGCGCAGUGACUGCACCUUCAUCUCCCCACAAUUUGUGCACACCACCACGACGGCACGUGAAACACGCAGCAUAAACAGCGACAGCGCCGAAUCCAACAUACCCCGGGCGCCCGUUUACCGAACGAUAGUCGGCGCAUUCAUGGACGCCUUCGAGAAGACGUCGCGCGACCCUUGACCGCUGUUUGUUCUGCCGUGAACGCGCCAUCGGCACCUCCGCUUCGCCGCAGAGCGCACCCCUCCGUCUGCCUCUGCCCCACACUUUGCUGUGCCCUGUCAGUGCAUCUCGUGCCUGUCCAUCUACCCAGAAUGCCCUCCGAGGCGCCAGAGCCCGUGGUGCUGGACGAUGCGCCUCCCGUCGAGCAUCACGAGGAGUCUGGCGCAUCUGAUGACGAUGCAGGGGAGAGCGAAGCCGAGGCGCCAGUCGACCUCAUGGUCACUUCUCGAGCCAGACGGUCAAAUGCCGGAAACCGCAUGUCGACGCUGCUCGCCAAGCAGGCCGAAGAAGAGGAGUGGGGCGAAGAAUGGGAAGAGGUUGCAAACGAGGAGGAGUUCAGGGGCGGCGAUGUGAACGAGCAAGAGGACUACAACAUGGACUCGUCGUCGUCAGAAGAAGAUAACGAUACUGCAGACGACGACGAUGCGGGCGAGAAGGAACUGCGCAAAGCCGAGCGACAGGAACGUACCAAGAAGCGCAAAACAGCCACGAACCCUUUCGCUGCACGUCUCGCUACCGCUGCACGCAAGAAAGUCAGAAUCGGCCCCACACCAACUGAGUCCACGCCGUCUGCGCCAGCGCGACCGAAAAAAAAGUCCGAGAGGGCAUCAUGGAUACCCACAGAAGAGGACGGACCGAUACGAACCUCAUCAAGGAAACAGACAGUGGCGAACAAGGAAAGCACGUUGGCAAAGCUGCAAGAGAAGGACAGGCGGCGAGACGACACCCUGGCUAUGAUGAAAGCUGCCGAGGCCCGCAAGAAGAAGCAGGAGGCACCACCUUUGACGCAGGCGGAACGCCUAGCUGAAGCUGCGCGACAAGAGAGAAUCAACAAGAAGACGCUGCAUAGAUGGGAGGAGGCCGAGGAGGCACGAGCUGCUGAGCGGCAGGCCAAGAUCGAUGCGUUGAAAAACCGCCAGAUCGAUGGCCCAUUCAUCCGAUACUACAGUGGGCCCGCAAUUUAUGUGGACGACAAGCUCAAGUAUACAGGGAAGGAUGCACCCACGCUCGAGCACCUAGAGGAGAAGCUCAACAAGGAGCCUUCAGCGGCAGCAGAAACACAAGUCGCACAGCCUGACUCCGCUGAGCAGACAACCACCGCAGCCGCCGAGCCACAGACGCCACACGAUGAAAGCACGGGACCGCAGCUACCGCCUACGAGUUCCCCAGAAAUGUUUUCGAUGCCCACUUCUCAGUCGUUCCAGCAAGACACACAGACCCCAUGGGCUGCUGGCUCUCAAGGUGCCAAUGGAGACGUCUUCAUGGGUGGUGAUGUGUUCAUGGGCUCUUCCCAUGGCCUGUCGUCGUACAACAGCGACAACAACCACAACAUCGCGUUUGCACCGCCACAGAACCAAGAUUCGUUCCUAUAUGGCUUAGACCAAUAUAUAACGGGCCAAAAUCAACGAGGCCAGCCCUCUUCGUCCGAAUUCCCUCCAAACCCCUUCUCUCAACCGCAGUCCCAGCCACAGUACACAACAUCGUUCUCUCCACAUCCUUCGCUGAGCGACCCCCUCCUCACCCAGGGAACCAACAACGUCGGCCAACAAGCCCUCCUCUCACAAUUCCAACGGCCCAGCCUGCCCCCUCAGCCACCACGCCGCAAAAUAAUCAGGCGAGCAAUGCGGAACCUCCUUAUCCUCUCUUCCUUCCCGAACCUCGACGCCCCGCCAACAUCCUCACGCGCACGCACCGCCGCGUCGAUGCUGAAGGACAAGGACCGCUCAGCGCUCAUCCAGCUGUGCAAAACCCUGUUCAACUGGAGUGAGCAAGACGCCACGCUGUUCGUGAGCAACAUGCUCCUCGGCCAGGCAGCCAAGACACAGAAAGCGAAGGAGGCACAUGACGCCUCGCUCCGGCCGACGAAGCAGCUCUGCGCCGUCACCAACGCCGUGGCGCGCUACCGGGAUCCAGAAACAGGCAUUGCAUAUCGCGACGCGCGGGCCUUCGGCGUGCUGAGAGGCGUCGUCGGCGGCGGAUUUGUAUGGAGCGGCGAUCUGGGGUGUUACGUCGGCGGGCGAGCGAAGCCGCUGGAGAGCAUGGGCGGGAAGGGAUUCCUGGGCAUGCCGCCCGCGGCGGGCGUGCCGAGGCGGUUCCUCGAGAUGAGUAAGGUGAGCGCUCCUGCGCCGGUGCAGAUGCCCGUCACGCCGGCUCCGGUCAUACCUGUGGGAACGACCACUGCGGCGCCUGUAGGUGGUGCUAUUAAGAAAGAGACACCUGCUCCAGCGGCUUGAGCGAUGCGCAGAUACUGUAGACUCUUCUGUACAACACCGUUCAAAGAACAAGACAUUACAUAGACCUAAUCCAGCUUCCA